Hemisphaericaspora subhashii is the source of this 1233-nucleotide messenger RNA. RefSeq names its product FG-nucleoporin. Bases 1 to 1233 code for a protein of 410 amino acids. The transcript has a single exon. The record is from RefSeq and is a predicted model, not a curated record. Lineage: Eukaryota; Fungi; Ascomycota; Pichiomycetes; Serinales; Debaryomycetaceae.
AUGUUUGGCAAUCAGGGAAGUAGUGGGUUUGGUUCAUCAGGUUUUGGUUCCAGUGGAUUUGGUGGUGGUGGUGGUGGAGGAGCUGGAGCUUUCGGAUCACAAGCAGCAGCAAGCCCAUUCGGUCAACAAUCAACCGCAUCCACGGGAUCGGCAUUUGGGAAUAGUGGGUUUGGAUCAGCAGGACUACAGUCAUCUCAAGCAGGUGGCUCAUCAGGCUUUGGUUCAUCUGGAUUUGGAAAAUCAUCAUUUGGGAAUACACCCAGCUCUACUGGAUUUGGAGGCUCUGGAUUCGGAAGCUCUGGAUUAGGGAAAACGACCGCAACCAGUGCAUUCGGACAAUCUAAUACAUCUGGGGGAGCAUUUGGAUCAACUGGUUUUAAAUCAGCAGGAGCAUUUGGAACAACAACAUCAGCUUCACUGCCAUUUUCUUCAGUAGGACAAACAGGUAAUAAACCAUCACCAUUUGGGACUUUAUCAACCACACAACCAGCAUCCAAUCCAUUUGCAACUACUUCAACAAGCGCACAGCCUGCUUCCAAUCCAUUUGGAGCGGCAUCCACAACUACCGCUAAUCCAUUUGCAGCAACAAGUGCCCAAUCUACACAAUCACCAUUCGGAACAUUGGGGACGUCUUCACCUACCCAACAACCUUCUGCGUUUGGUUCAUCAACUCAACCCUCUGCAUUUGGAUCGUCAUCAACUCAACCCUCAGCAUUUGGAUCGUCAUCUACUACCAACCCAUCUCCAUUUGGAACUGUUGCUUCUUCAUCAACCAAUCAAUCAGCAUUUGGUUCGGCAUCUACCCCAGCAACUUCGGCCUUUGGUCAGAGUGAACCUUCAAACCUGCCAUUUGGAGCCCUAAAUACGACGUCAUCACCUUUUGGAGCUGCUUCUUCCGGCACUAAUACCACAUCUGCAUUUGGAACAGCAAACAAGCCAGGCGCUUCUGUUUUUGGAGCCCCGACAACAGGUGUCAGCUCAGCGUUCGCAUUUGGGCAAUCGGGGAAUGCACAAAAACAAGCAACAUCUGCAUUUGGAAGUAUAGGACAACAACAAAACGCAUUUGCAAGGGCGACUCCAAGAGAUUUGACAACCACUACUAGUAGUGAUAUAAUAUCAGAGUCAGGAGAAUUUGAAGAUUUGGCUCCAUCUGUUAUAGAGGCGUUUAAGGCUGCUAGGUUUAUGUUGGGGAGGGUGCCUGAUGCACCUCCACCUGCAGCGUUAUGUAAUUAG